ACACCAGAACACUAUGUCGGAUCAACCAUACGUACCCAGGCAAAAACAUCCUCGCUCUCGCUCACUUGAUUCUUAUGGGAGGCGGACAAGUAAAGGCUCAAGGGAGCAGAGGGCAGAUAGAAGCACCCAGAACAGAGACAGGAAAGAUAGCUGGACAGAAGCCAGGACAGAGAUCGAGACCGCGGAAGCUUUCGUC
This is a messenger RNA of Paraglomus occultum, 196 nucleotides long. NCBI's taxonomy places the organism in Eukaryota, Fungi, Glomeromycota, Glomeromycetes, Paraglomerales, Paraglomeraceae. The record is from the annotation of a GenBank genome assembly.